This is a messenger RNA of Rhipicephalus sanguineus (brown dog tick), 367 nucleotides long. RefSeq lists its product as uncharacterized. The record is from RefSeq and is a predicted model, not a curated record. NCBI's taxonomy places the organism in Eukaryota, Metazoa, Arthropoda, Arachnida, Ixodida, Ixodidae. The transcript has 4 exons. The coding region runs from base 64 to 294 and encodes 76 amino acids.
AGUCAGUUGAGGAGACGGACCCAGCUGAACGUGAACUUGCGGGGAAGGUCAGGCGACUGCAACAUGGGACUCUUUUCCACGAUCAGGCAAGUGUGGGCUUCCUAUCCCGAGCACAUCAUUGGGACUCUUGUGGUCCUCGCCGUGGCCCCGUUUAGCAUCCGAUCGGCGAUCAAACAACACUACAAGCCCUGGCACUACAGGACAAGCUACACAGUUGUCAGGGACGACGACCCGUACGCGAAAGUUCUGGAAGAAGCCUACAAGGACUUUGUCCCCCACAAGCUUCCCAAAUAGGAUGCAAGUGUAACGCACUCGCGUAGGAACCUUAACUGAUCUAAUAAAAUGUCCUUACUUCGAUCGUUCCACA